AUGUGGUCGACGUCUAAUAACAACAAAGACAAUAAUUCUCCGGAAAGGGGCUUCUGGACGCCGCCAGCGUCAUGGAGGACUCCGCAUUCUCCGGGGUUGGCGAUGAUGCCAAUGUCAGAGAGGAAAGAAAGGGUGUCUUCUCCUAAUUGUAAACGUGAUCUUUUUCAUGUUAUUCACAAAGUUCCUGCUGGUGAUUCUCCUUAUGUUAGAGCCAAACAUGUUCAGUUAAUAGAGAAGGAUCCGAGCAAGGCCGUUUCCCUAUUCUGGGCUGCUAUCAAUGCUGGGGAUCGAAUUGAUAGUGCCUUGAAAGACAUGGCAGUGGUGAUGAAGCAAUUGGAUCGAACGGAUGAGGCAAUUGAGGCGAUCAAAUCUUUUCGUCAUCUCUGCCCAUAUGAUUCUCAGGAAUCUAUUGACAAUGUGCUGGUUGAACUCUACAAGAGAUCUGGAAGGAUUGAAGAAGAGAUUGAAAUGCUUCACCGCAAACUGAAGCAUAUAGAAGAGGGUAUUGCUUUUUCUGGCAAGAAGACUAAGACUGCCAGGUCUCAAGGGAGGAAGAUUCAAAUAAGUGUUGAACAAGAAAGAUCAAGGAUAUUAGGGAACUUGGCCUGGGCUUACUUGCAGCAUCACGAUUACGGUUUGGCUGAACAAUAUUACAGGAAAUCUCUCUCUUUGGAGCCAGAUCAGAACAAGAAGUGCAACUUGGCUAUCUGCUUGAUGCACAUGAACAGAAUUCCAGAAGCAAAAUCUCUGCUCCAAACCGUAAAAGCUUUGUCCGGAAGUAAACCAAUGGAUGAUUCCUAUGCUAAAUCUUUUGAGCGUGCUUGUCAAAUCCUGACUGAAUUAGAGUCACAUUCGAUAGUUAAACCAACCGAACAGGAUGAAAAUCAUUACCAAAGAUCUUUGGCAUUGCCUACCACCAGAUAUUUGAACGAAGUUGCUAGCUUACCUAAUGGAUUUGAUGACGAGAAAGUGUUGUCAGAUGAACAGAAUAGAAGAUCUUAUUGGCAAGAUCACUCUGUGAUUGAGAAAUGCUUCUCUGCAUAUGAUAAUGGGAGUUCUCAAUGCAUAGUAUCUGGACAGAGAGGUCCACAGUCUUCUCCACUGCCUGCAGUUGACAAUAGCUGGAGGAGAGGCUCUUAUUUUGAAAGCCCAAGUGAAAAGCUUGGUUUUGCCAGCAAUAUGAACGAGUAUCGGUUUAGUUUCGCUGAAACAGGCCCAAGUUCUGCACAGAAGAAGACAUUUACUUCUCCAAAACUAUACACACAACCAAGAAGAUGUUCCUGGGGGUUCGAUAAAGGAGAUCAGAGAAGGAUAAGGUGGGGAGAGGAUACAGCUGAGACAAAAAAGGAGAAUGCAAUCCGGAAUCUCUCAGGAGAACUAUUAGACUCAACUGAUAAUCAUAGAAGCUGGGAAAGAAAUGUUCAGGAAAAUGGUGGCCAAAGCAAAUCUGCAACAGAAGACAGUAACACAAGUCCAAAAUGUUCCACAGAGCAGACUCUGGUUAUCGACAUUGCAGGAGUAUCAAAAGCUUCCACUGACAGUGACUGCGAUCAAUCAGUAGAAACUGUUGGAAAAAAUUCUCUUGGAAAGAAGGACAGCACACUCAAAUCUCGUUGCAUGAGUUGGGCAGAUAUGGUUGAAGAAGAAGAGCAGGAAUUGUCAACUGCGGCGGACUUUGGCCAGGGUUUCGAUCGUUGGUACUAUGCAGCAGCAUCUAAUGAUGAAAAUCUAAAUGCCAACAUAUUUCAUCAAAAUUCUUAUCAAGAGAAUCAUUUAGGAACUAUAUCUCAAAAACUUGAAGCAGCUGAUCUUCAAGAUAGUUACGGUCCAUCCACAGUAUCGUCAAGGAAUUCCACAGCGCGACGUUCACUGUCUUACGAAUCUGCCGAGGAUGUGAAUACGAAGAGGAGAAACAGGUUGCAGGUUUUCCGGGACAUAACUCCUACUCCAGAUAGUCCAUGA
Messenger RNA from Dovyalis caffra, 1962 nucleotides. NCBI's taxonomy places the organism in Eukaryota, Viridiplantae, Streptophyta, Magnoliopsida, Malpighiales, Salicaceae. The record is from the annotation of a GenBank genome assembly.